Penicillium olsonii is the source of this 2601-nucleotide messenger RNA. Lineage: Eukaryota; Fungi; Ascomycota; Eurotiomycetes; Eurotiales; Aspergillaceae. The record is from the annotation of a GenBank genome assembly.
AUGAUGACCGCAGGCCGGUCAUCAUCACCCUGGACAUACACCUCGAUCCUUCUGGCCCUAUGCACGAGCGUCGUUGCCCACACACCACCCCAGUCCUCCACGACUACCGCACAGACCGCGAUUCCAACCACACCCCUCGUGACCAUAUGUCGAGCAAAGAGUAGCUGGGAUGUAGAGGCAGAGCUGUUCAACCUGCCACUGUGUCUGGAGACGCGUUGGGGACCCAAUCAUGAUCCGCAUAAUGUCUCGGCAUCCACGAAUACUGUAACCGAUGAUUCGGGGACUCGUCAGUCUCCGGUGCCGAGCGAUACAUCAGACAAGGCGGCCAGCAAAACACCCGAUCAGCACGCGGACUUGGAACACGAUACAGACUCACUGCUUGACGGGGCCAGUUUCCUGUCCUUCGAAGACUGGAAGAAACAGAAUCUCGCGAAGGUGGGCCAAUCAGCUGAGAACGUUGGAGGUAAAAGGCCUGCGGCACCUGGGAAGGAUGAUCGCCGACAACCAACGGGCAUCAAUAAUGCGCUGGACUCCCUAGGCGACGACUCUGAAAUCGAGCUAGACUUUGGCGGGUUCGGCGCUGAAACGCCCGAGGCUAGCCCGACUGCGUGGGGGACGCAUAUUCCCUCGCGCGAGGGAGCUGGAGAUAGCGGGGAUGGGAGAGGGGAUACUGAUGUUGGCGCGCAUGGCGCAUUUCAGCGCGAUGCUUCGCGCCGGAAGGAUGCUGGCACGACUUGUAAGGAGCGGUUUAAUUACGCUUCCUUUGACUGUGCGGCUACGGUACUCAAGACGAAUCCCGAGUGUAAGGGUUCAUCGUCUGUUCUGAUUGAGAACAAGGAUAGCUACAUGCUGAAUGAAUGCCGGGCCCAGAAUAAGUUCCUCAUCAUGGAGCUGUGUGAUGAUAUUUUGGUUGAUACGGUGGUGUUGGCAAACUACGAGUUCUUCAGCUCCAUCUUCCACACUUUCAGGGUCAGUGUUUCUGAUCGGUACCCGGCCAAGCCUGAUCAGUGGAAGGAACUUGGGGUAUACGAGGCACGGAAUACUCGCGAAGUGCAAGCCUUUGCAGUUGAAAACUCGCUGAUUUGGGCUCGGUACCUUCGCAUUGAAUUCUUGACACACUAUGGACAUGAAUUCUUCUGUCCCAUUAGCUUGAUUCGUGUCCAUGGUACUACCAUGAUGGAAGAAUACAAGCAUGGCGAGAGCUCUGACCGCGCUGAGAUUGAGGAGUUGGAGUCCAGCGAAGCUAUCAAGCAUGCUGGGCAUUUAGAACCUAAGCCGGUUGACGUGCCCGUUGACACAGCACCCCCUCCACAGGAAACCAUUUCCAUCAGCCCCGAGGUUGAUCGAGUCUCCCUGACCUGUCCCUCAGAACCUGAUUCAUCUUUUGUCGCGCUUUUUGAUAAUGAUGUUUGUGGCAUCAAUGAUGGACCGCCCAUUAUCACCACAUCAACACCAGGGAAUACUGCCCAAACGAACCAGCCACCGAAGGAACACACGGCAGCAGCAGGGGCUACUGCUCCUGUGACCAACACCGGGCCACCUGUUGCCCCCAAGGCCGCAGAGGAAGUUCGCAAGUCCGGGGACGCUGCCAAAGGCUCCAUGACUACCCCGGAUCCCUCAGUCGUGCCUUCGGAGCCUACCCAGCAGAAUGCUACCAUGGAAGCCGUGGGAAAAGCCGCUGCCAACAUGAAAGAGGAACAGAGUCACCCUCCAGAAUCUACUCGACCUACGAACACCCAACCACCAUCUUCCAAUCCGACCACCCAAGAAUCCUUCUUCAAGUCUGUCCACAAGCGGCUGCAGAUGCUCGAGUCUAACUCGACUCUAUCCUUACUCUAUAUUGAAGAACAAUCUCGAAUCCUGCGAGAUGCAUUCAACAAAGUUGAGAAGCGGCAGUUGGCCAAGACAUCCACCUUCCUCGAAAACCUCAACAUCACCGUUCUGAACGAGCUGAAAGAAUUCCGCGAGCAAUAUGACCAUGUCUGGAAAUCCGUCGCUCUCGAAUUCGAGCACCAGCGCAUGCAAUACCACGGCGAAGUCCACUCCCUCAGUGCCCAACUUGGCGUCCUCGCCGACGAACUCGUAUUCCAAAAGCGAGUGACCGUCAUCCAAAGUAUCAUGGUCCUCUGCUGCUUCGCCGUCGUCCUCUUCUCCCGCGGCUCCGUCAGCAACUAUAUGGAAUUCCCCGGCGUCCAACGAAUGGUCGCCCGGUCCUACAGUCUACGAUCCUCAUCCCCCAUUUUCGCAGGCUCCCCAUCCGCGAGCCCAGGAUCCACCCGCCCGACAUCAUCAUACCGUGCGAAUGGUGGCCAUCGACGGAACCUGUCAGAUUCCUCGGACCAGGAUAGUCCUGCCAGCCCGACGGCGGCUUAUGCGCCUCCGACUCCGGCUUCGUCUUCUCCUCGGGAGGUGGAGACGGAGCCGGAGAUCAAGAUUGAGCCGGAUCCGCUGUCCGAGUCGAUGGAUGUGCCUACUUUGGGGAUUCCACAGCCACGUCCUCAUAGUACACCUCCUGUGAUGAAUGGGCGUCCUGUCGACUUGGACACCGAUACUGAUAUUGAUACCCCGGCUGAAGACAGUCCACGGUCGCACGAGUCGUGA